Talpa occidentalis (Iberian mole) is the source of this 1603-nucleotide messenger RNA. It is a transcript of the gene FIZ1, whose product is annotated as FLT3 interacting zinc finger 1. The record is from RefSeq and is a predicted model, not a curated record. NCBI's taxonomy places the organism in Eukaryota, Metazoa, Chordata, Mammalia, Eulipotyphla, Talpidae.
GUGACGCUGCCCCCGCUGCCCAAAAUGUCGGCGCCCAGAGGGAGGUAGAGAGCCCCCACUGGCCACUGCCCUCGCACCUCGCCACCAUGGAUGACGCCCCACUGCCGGCGCCGCCCGCCCCGGCGCCGGCCCCCGCACCCCCCGCCGCCACGCCGCGGGUCCCAUUCCACUGCAGCGAGUGUGGCAAGAGCUUCCGCUAUCGCUCGGACCUGCGGCGCCACUUCGCCCGCCACACGGCCCUCACCCACGCGUGUCCACGCUGUGGCAAGGGCUUCAAGCACAGCUUCAACCUGGCCAACCACCUGCGCUCGCACACUGGUGAGCGGCCCUAUCGCUGCUCUGCCUGCCCCAAGGGCUUCCGGGACUCCACCGGCCUGCUGCACCACCAGGUCGUCCACACGGGCGAGAAGCCCUACUGCUGCCUGGUCUGCGAGCUGCGCUUCUCCUCCCGCUCCAGCCUGGGGCGCCACCUCAAGCGCCAGCACCGCGGGGUGCUCCCGGCUCCGCUGCAGCCCAGCCCCGGCCUCCCGGCCCUGAGCGCGCCCUGCUCCGUCUGCUGCAACGCGGGGCCCUGCUCGGCGUGCGGGGGCGCGGCCGCGGGCGAGGGCCCCGAGGGGGCUGGGGCGGGCCCGGGCGGCUGGGGGCUGGCGGAGGCGGCGGCCGCGGCCUCGCUGCCCCCGUUCGCCUGCGGCGCUUGCGCGCGGCGCUUUGACCAGGGCCGCGAGCUGGCGGCGCACUGGGCCGCGCACACCGACGUGAAGCCCUUCAAGUGCCCGCGCUGCGAGCGCGACUUCAACGCGCCGGCGCUGCUGGAGCGGCACAAGCUGACGCACGACCUGCAGGCGGCCGGCGCGCCCCCGGCGCAGGCCUGGGCCGCGGGGGCCGCCUCGGAGGCGGCGGGCGAGGGCGGCGGGGCAGGGGCAGGGGCAGGGGCGGGCGCCGCGCCCCCGGCCUGGGACGGCGGGCUGCUGCUGGGCCGCGCGGGGGGCGGCGUGCCCGAGCUGGGGGCGCUGCUCCAGAGCGGCGGGGAGGCGCCGGCGGCCGCGGCCGAGCCGUCGGAAGACACCCUGUACCAGUGCGACUGCGGGACUUUCUUCGCGUCGGCCGCGGCGCUGGCCGGCCACCUGGAGGCGCACUCGGGGCCCGCCGCCUUCGGCUGCGGCCACUGCGGCGCGCUGUACGCGGCGCUGGCGGCCCUGGAGGAGCACCGGCGCGCCAGCCACGGCCAGGGCGCGGGCGCCGAGGCGGCGGCCCCCGAGGGCGCGCCCGCGGCCGGGGAGCCCGCCGCCGGCUCGGGCCGCGGCAAGAAGAUCUUCGGCUGCUCCGAGUGCGAGAAGCUGUUCCGCUCGCCGCGCGACCUGGAGCGGCACGUGCUGGUGCACACCGGCGAGAAGCCCUUCCCGUGCCUCGAGUGCGGCAAGUUCUUCCGGCACGAGUGCUACCUCAAGCGCCACCGCCUGCUGCACGGCCCCGAGCGGCCCUUCCCCUGCCACGUGUGCGGCAAGGGCUUCAUCACGCUCAGCAACCUCUCUCGGCACCUGAAGCUGCACCGCGGCAUGGACUAGGCGCCGCCCCGGGGCGGGACCCCCGCGGGAGCCCGGCC